UUACGUUUCAGAAAAAAUCGGUCAAAAGUAAAAUUUUUUAUCAUAAUUGAAAACUGACAAGUCAAACGCAAAGCAAAUCAACGUUGCAGUAAAUCAGCUGUUCUGAGGAGGUUAUAUUUUGUGUGUGUCACACCGGUUGAUUUUAUUCAAAACAUGUCUGAAUUAAUCGGUGAGAUGGACGAUAUUAUAAAAGUACUUUUAAUUAAAUUGAUGGAAUCUCUUGAAGAUAAGUAUGAAGACUACCUGAAGUUAGUAAAAAGUUGGUUCAGAAUGAAAGACAGUAGACCCCAAUUGGAAGGAGAACUAAGGAGUUUUCUGACUCCUCAUCAAAAUCAUUUACAUUCUCAACUCUUGCUCCGCCUACUUUACAAGUCCGCAGAUAUUCAACAAAUCCCAUCAGAGCCAUCGAAACCUAAAAGGGAACACCGCAAUGUCCAUAGAUUUCAAGAAGGCUUUGAGCCAAUAGACCCUACAUUUUAUGUUGUGACUGAGCGGCAAGAGGUUAAUGGAGAAGUGCCACCAUUCAUGGUUCAUGAGAGGUUAUUGCCUGAUCAGUCAUCCACUUUAGCUAGACUUAUGUAUAGUGCAUGGGAGUUGGGUCUUGAAGGAUCUCAACCAAAUGUUGCCGAGUUCCUAACCGUUGCAACACAACACUUUUUAAAGAAUAUUAUAACUGCUGUCAUCACACGUAAAAAAGGUUACAAAUGUAGUCAAAACGGUUUUAUUCAUAGUCUUGGAACUGCUAUGCCAAACCCAUGGCUUCGAAAUGUAAAUAAGUACAGAUCUGAACCAUUUCACAGUCUCAAGUUUGACGGACGCUUGAAUGGUAUGAAUGGUAUCCUGAAGCCCGCAGAGCGCCCUACUAGAGAAGACUUAGAACAUGACGCAAUAUUCAGACUGUCCGCUAGUAGCGCUGAAGAGGAGACAGGCCCCAUCUCACUCUAUGAUCUCAUUAUCACCCUCCAGUUGUAUCCUAGUCUUGUUGCUUCAAACUUUGUUCGGGUCACUAAUACAGAGCGCAUAUACUCAAGACUUUGUCAUCCAGUAAUCGAUGAUUAAUGCUUUGCCAAGAUUCAACCUAUGUAUUUUUUUUUAGGAUAGUAUUAAUGUUAGGCUUUAGGGUAUUAUUUUAUACUCUACUAGCUAUCAAAAAUUGAAUGAAGU
This is a messenger RNA of Nezara viridula (southern green stink bug), 1164 nucleotides long. The record is from the annotation of a GenBank genome assembly. NCBI's taxonomy places the organism in Eukaryota, Metazoa, Arthropoda, Insecta, Hemiptera, Pentatomidae.